This is a messenger RNA of Rhopalosiphum padi (bird cherry-oat aphid), 3585 nucleotides long. RefSeq names its product ABC transporter G family member 23-like. Gene Ontology annotation, cellular component: membrane. The transcript has 15 exons. Bases 420 to 2525 code for a protein of 701 amino acids. The record is from RefSeq and is a predicted model, not a curated record. Gene Ontology annotation, molecular function: ATP hydrolysis activity; ABC-type transporter activity; ATP binding. Lineage: Eukaryota; Metazoa; Arthropoda; Insecta; Hemiptera; Aphididae.
CUGCAAAUUACAGAGCAGUACACGACGGCUAUUAUAGUGGCACAAUGUCCUGCGCGCAUCAGUCGAUCACUCGCGUCAUUGCUGUUUUUGCGUUCGCGCGUUCCUUGUAAUAAUAACAAUAAUUACAAUUAUACUAUUGUCGCUGUUUAAACACAUUUCGGCCCCGCCGACGCGAUUAUUGUCAUAUUGUCGUAUCGUCGUCUCUGCGCCAUCGCUCAUCGCCAAUAACAAUAUACCGCACCGCAAUAGUAUUAUAUAUAUAUAUAUAACGACACACACUACGUCGGUUUGCGGAGACGAAGGUGUUUCGCGGUGCACACCAACCCUUUUCCCGAGGUCCUACACCCCGUCGUCCACCCCGUCGGGAUACGCGUGUGAGGCUUUUGAACCGUUUUCGCGCGUACGACAUCGCGACUAACAUGACCGCGUCGGUGGUGACGCGCGACGAAGCGCCGGCCGAAAACCAGCAGACGGUCGUGGCCCGUCCCUCGUCGGCGGUAGUCGUGAGGAGCGCGUACAAACAGUACGGUCAGACGGCCAUACUCAAAGACUUGAACCUGACCAUACCGACCGGGAAAAUAUAUGGGCUAUUGGGACCUAGCGGCUGUGGAAAAACAACUUUACUGAGUUGUAUCGUCGGUCGUUUACAUUUAGAUUCCGGAGAGAUAAAACUCAAAGGCAAACACAUUUCCGACAUCGGAUAUAUGCCACAAGAAUUAGCACUUCACAACGAAUUGUCCAUAAAAGAAACGUUUACGUACUAUGGUUACAUAUUUAAUUUAUCAAAUGAUGUCAUCGAAACAAGAGGCCGAGAACUAAAGGAGCUCUUGAAAUUGCCAUCGUAUAGUCUAAGUCUAAACGAGAUUAGUGGUGGUCAACAAAGAAGAGUGUCCCUUGCAGUAGCAAUGCUUCAUGACCCAAAGUUGUUGAUUUUAGACGAACCUACAGUUGGCUUGGAUCCUUUGAUAAGCCAAAGCAUUUGGGAACUUCUAUUGGAUUUGACAUCGAAUGGAGGUAAAACAGUGAUAAUCACCACGCACUAUAUCGAAGAAGCAAAACAGUCACAAAUGAUUGGUCUGAUGAGGAAAGGCACACUACUUUCCGAAGCAACGCCAACAGAACUAUUGACUUCGUGCAAUUGUUCAUAUUUGGAGGAAGCGUUUUUGAAGAUUUGCCAAAACCAAGUAGCUAAGACAAACAGUUUCAAAAUACCAGUAAAACAACCUACAAGAAGGUUUUCUUACGCCCGAGAUUUGCCCCCACCGCCGUUGUUAAACAACACAUUAUUUACGUUUGGUCGUUUCAAAGCUCAGGUGUGUAAAAACAUUUACCUGCUGAGAAGAAAUAUACCGUUUACACUAUUUGUGAUCUUCUUACCGCUGAUACAAACAGUAUUAUUCAAUAUUGCAUGUGGCCAUGAUCCAAAACAUUUGACUUUGGGUGUAUUAAAUGAAGAGUCUGUGAACAAAAUUGGUACAUGUUCGUUGAUGCAGACGAAAAAUUGUUUUUUGGAUGGUGGCGUGCCGGUCAGUUGUUUGUUACUGGAAAGAUUAAAAGAAAAGACUUUCGAAUUGGUUGAAUAUCCCAGCGCGGAAGACGGCCAGUAUGCAGUGUCGGAAAACAAGGUCUGGGGAUUUCUUCAUUUUUCGAAAAAUUUCAGCACUAAUUUAGCAACCCGUUUUAAUGAAGGAGGAGAUAUCUCCGACGACAACAUAUUCGACAUGGGAUCGGUCCAAGCAUGGAUUGACAAUACAAACAAGUAUAUGUACGACAUGAUUAAAAGAGAUAUUUACGACAGUUACACAGACGUAAUUGAUGGUCUUUUCGGAAAAUGUAAUAUAUCAGAAAGAAUCGGCAACUCGCCAGUUCGGAUCCUCGACCCUGUUUACGGACACAAAAAUCCAAGUUUCAUACAUUACGCGUCGCCUGCAAUAAUAGCACUAUGUGCAUUUUAUCUUCCUGCGAUAUACACAGGAUCUACGAUUAUUUCUGAAAAAGAAGGAGGUGUCAUCGAGAGAGUAGUCUUAUCAGGAAUGAACUUCAUUGAAAUCGCCUUGGCCCAAGUACUGGUGCAGACGGUAUUUAUUUUCAUUCAAACUACCCUGGUGAUGCUCGUCAUGUUUGUUAUAUUCGACAACCCAUUCGUUGGCGACAUAUUUCCGUCAUUUUUGCUAUUAACGUUGAUUGGAUGCGGUGGAAUGUGUUUCGGUUUUUUCACGGCCAUUAUUUGUAGGACGACGACGGAAGCGGCGUUUUUAGGAAUCGGAACGAAUUUCCUAUUGAAAUUUUUAUGCGGACUUAUGUGGCCCACUGAGGGUAUCCAUUACCUGUUGCGCAGCGUUAGCGUCUACAUGCCGCUGACGAUGUCCACCGAAAGUCUGCGGUCGCUGACCGCCAAAGGCCUGGGCCUCCAGCAUCCUUCCGUGUAUCUUGGAUUCAUGUCGAUCUUCUCUUGGAUACUCGUCUUCACACUAGUGUCGUUCAUAAUGCUGAAACUCAAACGUGACGUAUGGACGAAAAGUUAAUAUGCGCGUGAUUCACAUAAUAAUAUUGAAAUUUAAAAAAAUACCUACCAAAUAAUUAGGUAUAUCGUAUUUUAUUGUUUUUGUUUUUGUUGGAAACCGCCAAUAGACCACGAUCGUACCUAUAAACUAUAAAUAAAUUAAUAUAUUAUUUUUAUUUAUAAUAUAUAAGCCAUGUGUAAUAGCUGUAACGUUUUAAACGAUAUUUUUAUUUAUAUUUAUAAAUAUAAUAUAAUAUGUAUAAAAAACAUAAUUCAUUUUGAUGAAAUUAUAUCAUAUUGUAUUAAUAUGUUAGAUAAUUAUUAUUUAAUUGCUGUACAUCAGUAUCUAGCAAAACAAAUUUUUUUUUGUAAUAAAAUUUUGUACAUAAAAAAAAAUACUUAUAAGCGCAGAUUGUAUGAAAAUACUUUAUUUAUUUCAUAUUUACAUGUAAUAUGAAUAUUAAUUGUUUAUAAAAUCAGUAAAAAUAUGAAUGGAAAAACAGUAUUAUUAUAUAUAAUAUGAUCGUAUAUGAUUAUCAUUAAAAAUAAACAGUGUAAUUUUUAUAUCAUGAACCACUCGUUAUUUUAAAACUUUAACAUUUUUGAAAUAUUUUUAAAUACGUUUUAGUGAGUUGAGUACUUGAGUGGAAUGGUACGGGGAUACUCCGGUCUACUAUUCCGUUUGUCCAAACUUUUAAUACUUAUAAAGUUAUAACUCAUAACUACUCGUCCGAAUUUUGAUUUUUAAAAAUUUAAAUAUUCUGCUUCAGACUAUAAAAUUAAAAAAUUAUGUUGUCAUUCGAAUAAGUAAAAAUGUUUUUAUAAAAAUGUAACGAUAAUAUAGGUAAGGUAAUAUUAGGUACUUAUGUAUAUUAUUUUCUAAAAUAUUUGUUUUAUUUUGACUGUAAAUUAGAUAAAAAAAAUGUUUUCAAAAAUGUUAAUAGCUUUCGAAUAAUGAGUGAUUCAUGUUAAAACAAUCAUCAUCUUGUAUAGGUUAAAAAUGAAAUUUUCAUAAAUUGAAACUUAAACGUUUAUUUAUUUUAUAAUAUUAAAAUUUAUAUUAUUAAAUAGAUAUUAAUAUA